AUGGACGUGCUUCUGGCGGCGCUGGAGGGCUACAACACGUUCAUCGAGGAGAAGACGGUCAGCGCGUGUGAGAUCCUGGCAAAAGGGCAUCUUCCUCUCCACAGAUGCAGUUUCUUCUGGAGGGAUCUAGCUCUCCUGCUUCUUUCCCUCUCUUUGGAGCAGACAUCUGCAUCUGCAGGCUACAGAAUCAAAAAUAAACCAGGGGAAUGCCCCAAAGAGAGGCUCACCUGUCCUCACCAGCAGCUGAACUUGUGCAAAACUGAUUUCGACUGCCAGGAUUACUUGAAGUGCUGCUCUUUCGCCUGUGGGAAGAGGUGCUUGGAUCCAUUCAAAGAACCCUGCUCACUGCCCUUCGACAGAGGACACUGUAAGGGUAAUGUACAGAAUUGGUAUUUUGACUUUGAACAGCGUCGCUGCAGACCCUUUAUAUAUGGAGGCUGCCAUGGGAAUGCCAACAACUUCCCCACCAAGAGUGACUGUGACAAGGCCUGUGGGUUAAUCAUCAAGGUUGGACAGUGCCCACUCUUCCCUUUCAAGACCCGUAUGGAGUGUCCAGAUUCGUGUAAGAGUGAUUACGACUGCCCUGGCACUGAAAAAUGUUGUGAAUCCAAGUGUGGCUUUGUUUGUGCCACAGCCUGGGCAGUCAAAACAGGUUUCUGCCAACGCAAGCCCUUGACUUGUCCCACGAUUGAUAACCCCAAGUGUCUUCAGGAUGAUGAUUGCCCUAGGACACAGAAGUGCUGCUCCUGUUGUGGACUGAAGUGCCUGGAGCCUAAAAAAUGA
Messenger RNA from Choloepus didactylus (southern two-toed sloth), 783 nucleotides. It is a transcript of the gene WFDC8, whose product is annotated as WAP four-disulfide core domain 8. Gene Ontology annotation, molecular function: serine-type endopeptidase inhibitor activity. NCBI's taxonomy places the organism in Eukaryota, Metazoa, Chordata, Mammalia, Pilosa, Megalonychidae. The transcript is spliced from 7 exons. The record is from RefSeq and is a predicted model, not a curated record. The coding region runs from base 1 to 783 and encodes 260 amino acids. Gene Ontology annotation, cellular component: extracellular region.